GUUGCAGCUACAAAUGCUGCCUGCACGCCGACGUGGGCAUUUCUUUGCGACGACCCUCCUUCUGAGCGUGGUGGCUUCCGCCGCCGAUGCCCCAAGCGAAAAGGCCGUGUGCUCCCUGGAGGAGGGCGAUUUGCCUUUGACAUCUGGUGGGGUGAAGGUGGAGUCGGACGACACCACGCAGAAGCUCAGCUGGUUGUUCACGCAUGGCCUGGACCCCCGGUGCACAGAGUCUGAGUGCACUGCCGCCAAUUGCUGUGGCGUUUACAUCCACGAGGGCGUGACCUGCUCGGACGCCGAUGCCAUUGGCGGCCACUUCUGGAACAAGGAUGCCCAUUCAGAAGAUCCUUGGAAGGACGUGCGCUACGUGAUUCAGGGCUCCAUGCCAUCGGCGGUCAACGACAUCAUCGUCAGGACUGGCUACGCGGCCGAGGACAUCAAUGGCCGGGCUGUUGUGGUUCACGACUACAACGGUGCACGCAUUGGCUGUGCCAUCAUCGAGCUGCCUGCGGUCGAGACACGUGUGGAGGGCGAUGCCUUGUAUGUCUUUGGCUUCAGCCCGUAUCCUGGCUCCUCAUCUCCAUACCAGCCACAGGGAGUGGUCGAAGUCAAGUCCACGAAGGAUUUCAAGACGGUUCUGUCUUGGAAUCUGACAGGACUCGACCCUGGUUGCAGCAGCCAGUGCAGCCCGACGAACUGCUGCGGCGUCCACAUCCACGAAGGCACCAAUUGCACGGAGGAUGCCGGGCCCCACUACUGGGGCGGUCGUGACGCCGAUCCCUGGCUUUCGGUCAAGUACGACUCCAGCGAGGACCCAGCAACCGUCCUUUCCAUGAAAAUCCACACGCACCUCGCUCGCAGUGACGUCCUGGGCCGAGCGAUGGUGAUUCAUGACAAGACGGGCGUACGCAUAGCGUGCGGCGUCAUCGAGGAGUCCACGACCACGGUCUUCGAGGAGAGUCCUGAUUAUGGCGGCGAUUUGCCUUUAACAUCUGGCGGAGUGAAGGUGGAGUCGGACGACACCACGCAGAAGCUCAGCUGGUUGUUCACGCAUGGCCUGGACCCCCGGUGCACAGAGUCUGAGUGCACUGCCGCCAAUUGCUGUGGCGUUCACAUCCACGAGGGCGUGACCUGCUCGGACGCCGAUGCCAUUGGCGGCCACUUCUGGAACAAGGAUGCCCAUUCAGAAGAUCCUUGGAAGGACGUGCGCUACGUGAUUCAGGGCUCCAUGCCAUCGGCGGUCAACGACAUCAUCGUCAGGACUGGCUACGCGGCCGAGGACAUCAAUGGCCGGGCUGUUGUGGUUCACGACUACAACGGUGCACGCAUUGGCUGUGCCAUCAUCGAGCUGCCUGCGGUCGAGACACGUGUGGAGGGCGAUGCCUUGUAUGUCUUUGGCUUCAGCCCGUAUCCUGGCUCCUCAUCUCCAUACCAGCCACAGGGAGUGGUCGAAGUCAAGUCCACGAAGGAUUUCAAGACGGUUCUGUCUUGGAAUCUGACAGGACUCGACCCUGGUUGCAGCAGCCAGUGCAGCCCGACGAACUGCUGCGGCGUCCACAUCCACGAAGGCGGGGCUCGAUCUUCAAUUAAGGCACCAAUUGCACGGAGGAUGCCGGGCCCCACUACUGGGGCGGUCGUGACGCCGCUCGCUCGCAGUGACGUCCUGGGCCGAGCGAUGGUGAUUCAUGACAAGACGGGCGUACGCAUAGCGUGCGGCGUCAUCGAGGAGUCCACGACCACGGUCUUCGAGGAGAGUCCUGAUUAUGGCGGCGAUUUGCCUUUAACAUCUGGCGGAGUGAAGGUGGAGUCGGACGACACCACGCAGAAGCUCAGCUGGUUGUUCACGCAUGGCCUGGACCCCCGGUGCACAGAGUCUGAGUGCACUGCCGCCAAUUGCUGUGGCGUUCACAUCCACGAGGGCGUGACCUGCUCGGACGCCGAUGCCAUUGGCGGCCACUUCUGGAACAAGGAUGCCCAUUCAGAAGAUCCUUGGAAGGACGUGCGCUACGUGAUUCAGGGCUCCAUGCCAUCGGCGGUCAACGACAUCAUCGUCAGGACUGGCUACGCGGCCGAGGACAUCAAUGGCCGGGCUGUUGUGGUUCACGACUACAACGGUGCACGCAUUGGCUGUGCCAUCAUCGAGCUGCCUGCGGUCGAGACACGUGUGGAGGGCGAUGCCUUGUAUGUCUUUGGCUUCAGCCCGUAUCCUGGCUCCUCAUCUCCAUACCAGCCACAGGGAGUGGUCGAAGUCAAGUCCACGAAGGAUUUCAAGACGGUUCUGUCUUGGAAUCUGACAGGACUCGACCCUGGUUGCAGCAGCCAGUGCAGCCCGACGAACUGCUGCGGCGUCCACAUCCACGAAGGCACCAAUUGCACGGAGGAUGCCGGGCCCCACUACUGGGGCGGUCGUGACGCCGAUCCCUGGCUUUCGGUCAAGUACGACUCCAGCGAGGACUCCCCCUCGCGAACCUCACCCUGGAGCCCUUCAGGUGGGUCUUGGGUUUGGGUCAGCUGGCUAAUUUGCUGCACGUUGGGCUGCCAGCUUUCCCGGCUUGCCCGGUUUGCCCGGCAGCCGCAGCACGCGGGCGAGCACUCCUCCGCCAACUCGCCCAACAGGCAGGGCGGUGGGUUUGUCCGCGCCCGCGAGUCCGCGUGUCCUCGUCUCGUGUUCGCGUGGCAUUCGUGUCGCGUGUCCGUGUGUCCGGGCAUGGACAGUAUCUACUAG
Molecule: messenger RNA, 2722 nt
Organism: Symbiodinium natans
Lineage: Eukaryota; Dinophyceae; Suessiales; Symbiodiniaceae
Source: the annotation of a GenBank genome assembly